GAACAGUCGGACACGGCAAAGCCGAAACAGAAACAGAAACCGAAAACGAACCGAAGCGAGCCGAACACACUCAGUUGGUAAAAGAUUUUCAUAAAUUCGCGCCCUAAAGACAUUCAAAAACAGCUACAAACGCGACACGUUAGUGCAAUCAAGUUUGGUGCGGAGAUCGGAAUUGUUGUUAUCGGGCGACAAACUUACGUUGUGGAACUUUUUUCCCUCUGGAUUUCAACACAGUGCAGUGUCAGUGAAAAGGGUCAGAAGCGUGAAUGAGCCACACAAUUUAAGCUUAAAUCGAAAUCAUAACAAAAAGAAUAAUAAAUAAAUCUCUGGAAAAAAAGUGCUGAAUUCGAGUGUUUGUAGGCCGAUAAUUGGGACGCUGAACUCAAAUUAAUUACUCGGCAAUAAUUUUCUGAAAAAUCACAAGAAUAAUAAACAAGCGAUCGAACAUAACUAACAAAAGACGCAAACCAAAGCGAAGACGUGUGACAUAGUUUUAAAAAAAGAAGAAAAAAGAAGAAAAAACAGUUCGGACGAAUUGAGAAUAUUUCGAAGCGAUUAUCAUACAACUUUCGAGUGUCAAACAGUUAAGAACGCUACCAAAAUGGUGUCGAGUCGAGCCCUAAAUAAACUCCUGAUGUCUGCAGCAUUAUUGAUCGCUGGCUGCUCCCUGGUGUUUUCCUAUCCAUCGGGCACCGAGGACAACGAGGGCAUGUUGAACGAUGAUGAUUACUAUGAUGAACCAUCGAAUGUUCCCAGUCCACAGACGAAACCCGCCAAGGAUAUUGCACCACAGCAAAACAUUAGUGUGACUGUCACCGGCAUUCUGGGCGAGGAUGUUGUGCUAAAGUGCGAUACUAAGAUCGGAAAAGAUACCGUCAUCAACUGGUACAGAGGAGAGAAAAUUAUUUCGACUGGAACCAAUCUGGUGCAGCCCAACUUCAGCCUGAACCCAAGCAAUUUCGAUCUGACCAUUCUGAACUCAAGUCCCCAAAGUGCCGGUGAUUAUUACUGCACACGUUAUCCCAGUGGAUCGCACACAUUCAUCAAGCUCGUCCUGAACGAACACUCGCUGGACAUAAUUACGCCGGAGAGCUCGAAGUCAUCUCAGAGCAGCAUACAUGGACUUGCAGCGACGCUAAUGUGGUCUUUGUCUGCGGUAUUCGUGGCAGCUCUGCAGCAGUAUAAACAUUAGAUUUAUUGGUAGCUUAGUAUUACGCAGCGAUUUUUAAAAUGUCCCCUGGAUGUGCUUAGAUAUAUAUAUUAUACUGAAAUUGCAUUUCUCUCUCCCGAUACUGUCUCCAAAAGCUAAAUAAGCUGCUUAAGUCUUGUUAAUCGUGAAUUUCCCCUUUUGUAAAGACAAACGAUUUUAUUUAUUAAAAAAAAACCAAAGUAUAAA
Messenger RNA from Drosophila sulfurigaster albostrigata, 1396 nucleotides. RefSeq lists its product as uncharacterized. The record is from RefSeq and is a predicted model, not a curated record. Lineage: Eukaryota; Metazoa; Arthropoda; Insecta; Diptera; Drosophilidae. The transcript is spliced from 3 exons. The coding region runs from base 602 to 1192 and encodes 196 amino acids.